AUGAGUGAGACCAUAUACUGCCGGCACUUGAAAUCCAACGCCUCGCGUGCGCCAUCCGGUCACUGUCAUAGCGCGGAGACUUUUGCCUGCUCCCUCACGGGCCUGAGCCAUCCAUCUCUCUUUAACAGUCAGAGAACUGACUACGACCGGUCACCAGGAGGUUCCCCAACUGAUGGCCUACCGACGCUACGCUUGACACGGACGCUCGGUCAACGACACCAGACAGACAAGUGUUAG
Molecule: messenger RNA, 237 nt
Organism: Strongyloides ratti
Lineage: Eukaryota; Metazoa; Nematoda; Chromadorea; Rhabditida; Strongyloididae
Exons: 1
Coding region: 1-237 (78 amino acids)
Source: RefSeq, a predicted model, not a curated record